GACCGGAAGUUGUAGUUCUGAUGGACUUCCUCUCAGGCACAUGUGAAAAACCUUGUUUUUUUCUGGAUAUUCGUAAUCUAAACGUGUCUACUACCUACCUAGUUAUAUGGGCCUCCAAUUGUAGUUUCUGUAAGCUUUGAACCAGGCCCUCAGAAACGUCAAAAAUGGAACGCAAGGAGAGGAUGACCACCGAAGUUGAGGAGUCGCAGAUGACAGAGGAAGACGUGUUAGCUGCUGAUAACUCGGGAGAACAGAACCAGACUGUGGAGGAGGAUGACGAUGAGGACGAUACUGAUGGAGAAGACAACGACGACGAUGAUGACGACGAUGAUGAAGACGAUGAAAACAUAGAUAAGUCCCGGCAAGGACAGGGUGAUAAUGGAGUAAAAAAAUAUAAAGUUCCACUAGGGAAGAAGACUCUUCCAGGGAUUGUGUACCUAGGUCACAUCCCUCCCAGGUUACGUCCCAAGCACAUGAGGAACAUGCUGGGUGUUUAUGGGGAGAUUGGCAGAGUCUUUCUGCAGCCGGAGGACCGUUCAGUGAAGAGGAAGAAGAAGAAAGCAGGCUCCAAAGCCUGCAGCUUUACAGAGGGCUGGGUGGAGUUCAGGGACAAACGUGUGGCGAAGAGGGUGGCAGCCAGCAUCCACAACACAUCCAUGGGCGCCCGCAAACGAAGCCGCUUCCACAGCGACCUGUGGUGCAUCAAGUACCUGCACAGAUUCCAGUGGUGCCACCUGAGCGAACGACUGGCGUACGAGCAUACAGUCCUCCAGCAGCGCCUCCGCACCGAGAUCUCCCAGGCCAAGCGCGAGACCAACUUCUACCUGGCCAACGUGGAGAAGAGUCAGGGCAUGGACAAGCGGAGGAAGCAGAGGGAGAGGAAGGGCGAGACGGUAGAGGAGAAGACCUGGGACUUCACCCAGAGGAAAACGGAGGAUGAGAUCCAGAUGAGCCGCAUGAAGAGGCAGGGCCUGUCCAAGAAGAACCUCCAGAAGGCCCAGGACAAGGCCAAGGUGAUUCAGGAGAAGUCCCAGUCCAACGUGUCGUUGCUGGCCAAGAUCUUCAAUAGCGGUAAGGGCCAGAGCUGAGGGCACCGUCCGCUAAAGAUCUACACAGAUCAAAUGCUAAAAAUGGACUGUGUGUCGUUCGUCAGAAAGACACCAGAGGGGGGUGUUGUGUGGAGGUAUUUAUACCUCUGUGGCAGGGAGGCAGAUGUGAGGUAGCCCAGUACAUAUGCAGGGUUAAACAUUUUCUGUCAAAGGCCUAUUAAUGGCUAUACAUUUGUAAUGACUGUGCAUGAAUUGGUUGUCUUUACAAUUGCAUUGAACCGUGCCUCUGUAAUAUAAACAAAUGUCAAUAAAAAUAUUGACAGUAAA
This is a messenger RNA of Osmerus eperlanus (European smelt), 1376 nucleotides long. It is a transcript of the gene abt1, whose product is annotated as activator of basal transcription 1. Bases 165 to 1088 code for a protein of 307 amino acids. The record is from RefSeq and is a predicted model, not a curated record. Gene Ontology annotation, molecular function: RNA binding. Gene Ontology annotation, cellular component: nucleolus. The transcript has 4 exons. Gene Ontology annotation, biological process: endonucleolytic cleavage in 5'-ETS of tricistronic rRNA transcript (SSU-rRNA, 5.8S rRNA, LSU-rRNA); small-subunit processome assembly; endonucleolytic cleavage in ITS1 to separate SSU-rRNA from 5.8S rRNA and LSU-rRNA from tricistronic rRNA transcript (SSU-rRNA, 5.8S rRNA, LSU-rRNA). Lineage: Eukaryota; Metazoa; Chordata; Actinopteri; Osmeriformes; Osmeridae.